AUGGAUUUAAAUAUUUACAAUCUGACAACCCCGAGCAGGAGAAAGGUUGAUGUGGAUUAUGAAGAUUUUAGUGAGGAGGGUAAUUGGGAGGAGAGGGAGAAGGAAAGGGAGGGAGAGAUGGAGGAGGAUGGGAAGGAGGAGAGGGAGGAGGACGGGUUUGAAGGCGAGAGGGUUGACAAUCAAGGCUGGUUGAUUUCUGAGAAAUCUCAGGAAUCGGCUGAUGAUGGAGAGGCAGCAGAAAGGGAAGCAGUGACAGUGAUUGUGUGUGACGGAGGGGAGGAGGAGGAGAGGGAACCAGAUGAUGUGUACGAGGAUUGCAAAUCGGAGGUUCAAUCAGUGAAUGAGAACGCAGGGAGUGCAGCCGAGAAAGGGAAGGUGCCAAGGCAGGGGAUUCUUCAGGGUGAACCCCAGAACGCACCUCAAAACGCACCUCAAAACGCACCUCAAAACGCACCUCAAAACGCACCUCAAAACGCACUUCAAAACGCACCUCAAAACGCACUUCAAAACGCACUUCAAAACGCACUUCAAAACGCACGUCAAGCUCCCCCUCAGAAUCCCUUCCGCCCUGCUCCCAGCCCGCGCACCCAUCGCCGCAUCUCCUCCUGGGCAGAAGGGGGCGGCGCGGGCCCAACUGCGUACGUGCUGCGGCGGCCAUACAGGGAUCUGACUCGGUUCUAUGAGGUGGGGGAGGAGGAGCUGGGCGUGGGGCAGUUUGGGGUGAUCCGCUCGUGUGUGAGCCGUGCAACGGGGGCUCUCUUAGCAUGCAAGACCAUCAGCAAGCAGAAGAUCGAGAUGGGGGAGGAGGAGCUGGUCGUGGGGCAGUUUGGGGUGAUCCGCUUGUGUGUCAGCCGCGCGACGGGGGCUCUCUUAGCAUGCAAGACUAUCAGCAAGCAGAAGAUCGAGGUGAGAUUUCUGAGGCAGGUAAUCAUAUCAUAUGUAGUAACUAGAGGGGAUCUGACUCGGCUGUACGAGGUGGGGGAGGAGGAGCUGGGCGUGGGGCAGUUUGGGGUGAUCUGGUCGUGUGUGAGCCGCGCGACGGGGGAGCUGCUCGCCUGCAAGACCAUCAGCAAGCAGAAGAUCGAGCUGAGGGAGGGUGACUGCCGCUUUGGCUCUUCCUGCUUCUUUGGUCUCCUCAUCCUUUCCCCUGUUUCUCUCUUCUCCCUCCUCAAACCACAGUCAGCAGAAGACGCGGAAGACGUGCGAAAGGAGGUGGCGAUGCUGCAGCAGGUGAAGGGACACCCGAGCAUCAUUGAAAUACAUGACUCAAUGGAAGACCCUCGGCACAUCCACAUCCUCAUGGAGCUUGCUAGAGGCGGGGACCUCUUCGACCGCAUCAAACAGCGCUGGAGCAAGCAGAGCAAGGAGAGCAAGGAGAGCGCACACAAGCGCUUGCUUGGAGGAGGGAGUGUGGAGGGGAGAGUGGGGUUUUCAGAGGAAGAGGCGGCGGUGGUGGUGGUGCGAGUGGUGGAAGCGUUAGAGUACUGCCACUCGCAGAGCAUCAUGCACCGGGAUGUGAAGCCGGAGAACAUUUUGCUCAUGAACCGGGAUGACGACACGUGUGUCAAGCUGAUUGACUUCGGCGUCGCGGCGCGGUUCCAAGAUGGGAUGAUGACACCAUCAUGGGAUGAUGACACCAUCAUGCAGAGGGAUGAUGACACCAUCAUGCAGAGGGAUGAUGACACCAUCAUGCAGAGGGAUGAUGACACCAUCAUGCAGAGGGAUGAUGACACGUAUGUCAAGCUCAUUGACUUUGGCGUCGCUGCAAGGUUCCAGGAUGGCACGCCUCUCACGGAGUUUGUCGGCACGCCAUACUACAUUGCACCAGAGGUGCUGGCAGGCUCAUACGGGCCCGAAGCCGACAUCUGGAGUGCCGGAAUUGUGCUCUACACUAUCCUCUGCGGCGCGUCUCCUUUUUUCGCCGACACCAACGAGGAGAUUUUUCAGGCGAUUCGGGAGAAGCCGGUAAAGUUUAAAGCUGCCCGGUGGAAGAAAAUCGGGGCAGGGGCGAAGGAGUUGCUGAAGGGCAUGCUCGGAAAAGAUCCUGCAAAGCGCAUGUCUGCUGUGGAUGUUCUUGAAUGA
Closterium sp. NIES-65 is the source of this 2082-nucleotide messenger RNA. Lineage: Eukaryota; Viridiplantae; Streptophyta; Zygnematophyceae; Desmidiales; Closteriaceae. The record is from the annotation of a GenBank genome assembly.